ACAAUAUAAUUGUUUUAAUGCAGGAGCAAUCACGGACAAACAAGGCUGCUAGACAGAAGCAGCCUUACAAUCAUAGUAGCGGGUCCAAGUCGUUUCUACAACGACAGUAUGAGCUCGCUGAAAGAAGAGGACAGCCGGUCGAUAGUGUGGAAUUGUUCCGGGAAACACACGUUCGAGCUGGGACAUUCGUGUCGCAGGCCGCCGAGGAUGCGCAUAAUCAAAUGCUGGAACUCCAAUCCCAGCCUACCCCAGAGGGUAGUCAGUCACUCUCUGAGGAUGAGAUAUGCGAUCAGGUGUUGGGUAGACGACCAGGCUACUCAAAAGGCCUUGGUUGGGGACCCAAGCCGAAGGCCCGCAGAACGGCAAGUGCAAGCAGUUCGUCGACAUCUUGUUCGCAGUCCACACAAAAAGAGAUUGAAUUACAAGCUAAACUUCAUGAAGCUUUGGAAUGGAUUGAAGUACAAGAUAGAAAUCACUAAGCAUUAGCUUCACAAGUGGAAGCUAUGAAAAAGAUGAUUGAAGACCUAACUCGUGCACAACAGGGACCACUACAUGAUCCCUAGCUCUGCGGUACGUCGUAUAU
This is a messenger RNA of Cucumis melo (muskmelon), 583 nucleotides long. RefSeq lists its product as uncharacterized. The record is from RefSeq and is a predicted model, not a curated record. Bases 18 to 479 code for a protein of 153 amino acids. The transcript is spliced from 2 exons. NCBI's taxonomy places the organism in Eukaryota, Viridiplantae, Streptophyta, Magnoliopsida, Cucurbitales, Cucurbitaceae.